AGACGUUAAAAUAAACAGUUUUGUAAUAUAAAUUCUUGUUAAAUUUUCAUUCCCUACCGCAUAAUAUUUCACAAGUGUCUGCGGCGAAAUGUAAACUCUGCUGAGCGUUUUAUUGCAUUGAGCCGUUCUCAAGUCAGAAAAAUACAACUGAUAUUAUAUUUUUUGUCUAAAUUAUGAAAGCAGCCGAAAGCAUCAUACAAAGAAGGUGCAAGUGUUAACCUUUAGCACAGAAAUUUUGCGUGAACUGUGCAUAUGGGAAAUACUUCAUAAUACUCUAAUUUAAAUACUUAUAUUUCUAAGGGAUGCUACAUCAGGUGCACUAAUUUUCUUACUCAAAAUCGUAUUUAAGUCAAGAACAAUAUGUACUGAAUAAACAGAUGAAAUUGAUAUCAGAAAUAGCAUGUGGAAAGUGUUAAGCAUUGCAUAAACGCCCUGGAGCAGCUUGAACUUCGUCUGAGGUAACAUAAAUCACAUAAAGGUUGAAUAUAUUCUUUGGCCAAAACCAUAUUUGUAUGAAAUGCAGAAUUUUUAAUGACAUAUUACUGAAAAUCGUGUCAUAUUUGCAUCACACAACAGAUGAAUUUCAUGUGUAAUGUUAUUUGUGGUUUUCAGAAAUAUAAUUGCAGCAUAUUUGUACAGUAUACAGAAAACUAGUGUGAAGCAUCUAAAAUUUCAUUUGACUAUUCAUGCAGAGCAUGAAUACCAUUCCAAGGCAUGUAGGAGAUCAGGAUAUCAAAGCUGUUUGAAUUAAACUUAUGAGAGAAAUGACAUUUGUGUAACAAGUUAUUUAAAUAAAAAAAAGUAAUUUAAACAAGCAUAAUGUUUCUGUACACAGGAGACAAGCCUUAUAUGUGUGAGGUUUGUAACAAAUCUUUUAAACGGAAGAGUGCAUUAAUCAAGCAUACAAUUAUUCAUACAGGAGAAAAACCUCAUGUGUGUGAAGUGUGUAACAAGUCAUUUGCACUAAAAUGUUAUUUGAAGGUACACAUGCUUGUCCAUACAGAAGAGAGACCAUAUGCAUGUGUAAUAUGCAACAAGUCAUACAGACGAAAGAGUAAUUUAAAGGAGCACAUGCUUAUCCACACAGCAGAGAAAUCUCAUGUCUGUGAGGUGUGUUACAAAUCAUUUCGAGGAAAGAGCGAUUUAAAUAAGCAUAUUCUUAUUCACACAGAAGAGAGACCAUAUGUAUGUGUAGUUUGUAGCAAAUCAUAUAGACACAAAAGUAAUUUAAAUCAGCACAUGCGUAUCCACACAGGAGAGAAACCUCAUGUUUGUGAGAUCUGCAACAAGUCAUUUAGUGAAAAAGGUGAGAUGAAUAGACAUAUCCUUAUUCACACAGGAGAAAAGUGCUUUGAAUGUGAAAUAUGUACCAAGUCUUUUAAACAGAAAGGUGAAUUGAAGAAGCAUAUGUUUGUUCAUACAGAAGAAAAACCUCAUGUGUGUGAGGUGUGCAAUAAGUCAUUUGGAGUAAAGGGUAAUUUGAAGGUACACAUGCUGGUUCAUACAGAAGAGAGACCACAUAUAUGUGUAGUAUGUAACAAAUCUUAUAGACGAAAAGGUAAUUUAGAUGAGCACAUGCUUAUUCACACAGGAGAAAAACCUCAUAUGUGUAAAGUGUGUAACAAGUUAUUUAGAAAAAAAGAUGAAAUGAACAGGCAUAUUCUUAUUCACACAGGAGAGAAACCUUAUGUGUGUGAAGUAUGUAAUAAGCCAUUUAGACAGAAGAGAAGUUUGAAGGCACACGUGCUUGUUCACACACAAGAGACACCAUAUACCUGUACAGUAUGUAAUAAGUCAUUUAGAGAAGAAGGUAAUUUAAAUGAGCACAUGCGUCUUCACACAGGAGAAAAACUCCAUAUCUGUGAUGUAUGCAAGAAACCAUUUAUAAAAAAGAAUAAGUUAAAGUCUCAUAUGCUUGUUCACACAGAAGAAAGACCUCAUAUGUGUGGGAUAUGUAACAAAUCAUUUAAACAUACAAAUUAUUUAAAUCGGCAUAUGCUUAUCCAUAGCUGAGAAAAAUCUGACAUGUGUGCAGUGUAUAAUAAAUCAUUUUGAUGAAAAAGUAGUUUGAAGACACAACAUACUUGUCUAUACUGAAAGCAAACUCGGAACUACUCUGAUAUGCGCCCUCAAGUCGCCAAAUAUUUUUGGCGAGAAACUUCACGCUGCCAUAUUACUAUCUAAAUUUUUUGUCUACAUUUUGAACUUUUAG
Messenger RNA from Stegodyphus dumicola, 2212 nucleotides. Its product is annotated as zinc finger protein 271-like. Lineage: Eukaryota; Metazoa; Arthropoda; Arachnida; Araneae; Eresidae. The record is from RefSeq and is a predicted model, not a curated record.